This is a messenger RNA of Rhopalosiphum padi (bird cherry-oat aphid), 1087 nucleotides long. Its product is annotated as protein takeout-like. The record is from RefSeq and is a predicted model, not a curated record. NCBI's taxonomy places the organism in Eukaryota, Metazoa, Arthropoda, Insecta, Hemiptera, Aphididae. The coding region runs from base 204 to 989 and encodes 261 amino acids. The transcript has 7 exons.
GGGUGUCGUACCCGUGACAAUGAAACACAAUACUUUUUUUGUAACUCAUAAGGUCAAGACGUGCACGCCGAUAAUGACAGACACACGCAUUCGGCGUUGAUCGCUGUCGACGGUCGGGCAUCAGUAGAUCCAAGUUUGCCGUCGAACGUUACUUUUUAAUAUAAUUCGGCCCGACAAACACCAUAAUAUACAAUAUCACGAGUAUGACGACUAUGAUGAGACGUGACGCCGUUCUGGUCGUCCUGUGCUGUCUGGUGUACGCGAUUUCCAAAACGACACGAUCCGCCGCAUCCGUUGUCAAAUUACCCAAAGGAUUCGUAGCGUGCAAAAAAGAUGACCCCGGCGUCAAUGCGUGCAUUCAACAAGCCCUCCAAACAGCAGUACCACAUUUAGUCAAAGGAGUUCCAAGUUUGGGGCUAAUACCAAUUGAUCCUUUAAUAAUAUCGCAUAUGGAUAUAAACCAAGGUACAUCUAAUGGACCCUUAGACAUCAAACUAAGCUUCAAGGAUCUUUAUAUACAUAAUAUUGGUUCUAUUAAGUUAACAUCAAUGAAAUCAAGUAUAAAUAAUUAUACAUUUAAUCUCAAAGCCGAUUUUGAUGAACCACUUGUACUCGAAGGCAUGUAUAAUAUACAAGGAAAAAUUAUAAUUCUACCAAUAACAGGUGAAGGAAGAAGUAAUUUAACCUUAGCUGGAUUGAAAGUAUCAAUUAACACAAAUGGUAAACCAGUUACGAGAAGAGGUGAUGAAUACAUGGAAUUAGAAUCUAUGGAAUUAAAAUUUAGUACAUCAAGACUUUAUAUACAACUAGAUAAUUUGUUUAAUGGAGAUCGAGUAUUAGGAAGUAACAUGAACAUGUUCAUGAAUCAAAAUUGGAGAGAAAUUUUGAAGGACCUUCAACCUGCAUUUGAAUCAGCAUUAGGGAUGGCAUUUCAGUCAGUCACUAGUCAGUUUUUCCACAAAGUACCAUAUAGUAAAAUAUUCAACUAAAUGAAAUACUGUUCUAUUUCUAAAUUCUUUUUGUGUUAUAAUAGUUGCAUUUAUUUAUUUAUUUAUUUAUUUAUUAAAUUUGUUAUGGUUGUUCUAUA